GUCACUCUCCUCCCGCUGCCUAGCCCUAACGGCGAGCGAGGCGCCGACAAAAAAAAGUUUCUCGCCGCUUGAUGACUGAACGCCUGCUCAAGAUGAGUUGAUGCCGGCCUCGACCGGAAGUUUAAUAAAGCAUUUGACAAGGAGGGGAUGCCUCGCGCGAUGCCUGCUACUUCUGUGUUGACGCCGUCUUAGCGUCGGACGAUCGUGCGCGCGCGUGUGUGUGUCGCGGUUUCGGCGAUUUGUCAUUUCCUGCAGCGCAGCCCGUCGCUUGCGCCCAUUUGUGGAAAUGGCACGACAAUUCGCGGAGAACAUGAAGCAAAAGCAUCAUAUGAAUGAAAUACCUCAAGUGUGGAAGUCUUACUUGUACCAACUUCAGCAAAAAGCACCGACACCAAAGAGGAUAGUCUGCAAUAAAGAGGUGCCUAAUCGUCCCGCACAUUAUGGAAGGGAAUUUCACGGGAUCAUAUCUCGGGAGGAAGCGGAGCGGAUGUUGCAAGAAGGGGAUGGCUGCUAUCUGGUCAGAGAAAGCCAACGGGCUCCUGGUCAAUACACACUAAGCUUAAGGUUUGGAAAUGCGUGCAAGAACUUUAGGUUGUAUCACGAUGGAAUGCACUAUGUUGGGGAGAAGCGCUUUGCAACACUGCAAGACUUGGUGGCCGACGGUCUCAUCACAAUGUACCUGGAGACGUACGCGGGCGAGUAUAUCAACUCCAUGUGCGCCCAGUCACGAUACGAGGACAGCCCAUACAUGACGCUCCACUCAUACCAGCGGCAGCUUCGUCAGAAGCAGCAGCAGUCACUUCGCAUGCGCCACCACCGACAGCCACCACCUGCUGCUGAGCAAGAGAGCCAUGAGUAUGACAAGCCCGAUGAGGAGCUUGAUUGUCCCCUGCUAGAUGGCAUCCCUGAAGAUAUAAACGUCCAAGAUUUUGAGAAACCUCAUGCUUUUAAGGUAAAUAACUUCAAAGGCCUUCCUUGGUGUGACUUCUGUGGCAACUUCAUGUGGGGUCUGAUAGCCCAGGGUGUACGGUGUGAAGACUGUGGCUUCAGUGCACACAAUCGGUGUUCAGAGAAAGUGCCAAAUGACUGCUUGCCAGACACCAAGUAUGUCAAGCGGGUCUUUGGGGUGGACCUGACUACUCUGGUAAAAGCACACAAUACUCCUAGACCGUUCGUUUUGGAUAUGUGUAUCAAGGAGAUUGAGCAGAGAGGCUUAGAUACGGAAGGCAUUUAUCGUGUAUCUGGAUUUAGUGAUGAAAUAGAAGCUUUGAGGAUGUCAUUUGAGAAAGAUGGAGAAAGUGCACCAUUGAGUGCAUCAGCAUAUGAAGACGUCCAUGUAGUGGCGGGUGCCCUAAAACUGUUUCUGAGGUUGCUACCAAUACCCCUGAUCACCUUUGACAGCUAUACAAAGUUUUUUGAUGCAGUCAAGAGCAACAAAGUCGAAGAGAAGCUUGAAGCCAUGAAGGAAGCAGUAAAGUCACUGCCACCUGCUCACUACCAGUCAUUGAAGUAUCUCAUGAGUCAUUUGCAAAGGGUCUCGGAGCACCAGAAGAAAAACCUGAUGUCCCCAAAGAACCUGAGUACAGUGUUUUCGCCGACAGUGAUGCGGACGCCUGACAUCAUGGGCAUGGGUCUAGACCAGAUGAGUGCCUGGCACACAGAGAGUGCCGUCGUCGAACUGCUCAUCAGCUAUAAUCGGACUGUGUUUGUCCAGUAGCCAGCCAUCCGGGAGGCAGCUAGCCACACACACUUUAUGAAAGGUUACUCACCCAUGUGUCGUGUGCCCAUCCGCCAAAGAGUUUAUCAACUGGCACUGUCGUGAACGAAUGCAAGUCUGUGUCUGCUUCUAUCAGCUCCUUUGUCAGUCCAAAUCGACCAACUCCGAUGUCAAACGUGAGCUCGGAUCUGCAAUUUGGUUCAGGGAUGUGGCGAUAUCACGUAUCUUUAGAGACACGGUUGGUUGGAGUGAUGGGUCAUCUUCAUGAGGCACUCAGUAUUGAUUUCUAGUUCGAGUGUACACAUGCUUUGCGCACUGCGUUUUCUUUUCUUUUCUGCUGGUUAUGCUAACUGGUCUUUAUGGACUGAACGGGAAAGAUUUUGCAACCACUUUUUAAAAGCAAAAAGCAGCGCUAAGACAAAAUAUUUUAUUUAACCUACAGUGGUACAGAUAUAGCUUCAGAAUAUGCGUCAUUCUUCCAGCCAUACAAUUGGCCUUGUGGUGUUUUAUAUUCUGAGUUUGAAUCCACUGAGAAAAGUUUUUAUUUGUAAGAAAAGUCUGCUUCAGUUAUAAUUGUAAUUGCCAACAACCUCCUCUUCUUUAAAGCCAGAAUUGUUGCUUUUAAUUGCUGUACUUGCUACUGAUGUUGAACUCAGCCAUUUUACUAUAGUAGCAGUAACAGCAACAUUGUCGCCAUUUCAUUGCACAAGCUGAAAGUGAGUGCCUCGCACCAAAACGCUUUCUUCAACUUUUGAUGGCAGAUAUCUCUGCGUUUUGUAGUGAUCAGCAAUCUUGCACAUCUGAUAUGAAGCAUAUUAUAUCUGUAUAUGAGGCACAAAGAAGUAAGGUGUUUUCUGGGCUUAUCAAAUUGUAGAAAUGGCACUGCUGACAGACUACUAACCACAUUGCACUACUUGUUCUUUAUUCUACAGGCCACCAAGGCUGAAGUAAUGCAACAAUUAUAUUUCAACCCCACUCAUUUCAUGCUUCAUCGGUCAAAGUAUGCUUAGCCUAUAUUAUAUCAGCAGAAUGGGGUGAAGGAAAGUGAUAGAUAAUUAUUCAAUAGAAUUGAGUGGGAAAAAAAAGGGGGGGGGGGUAUUUUUGCCAAGCUACUCAAUGUGAGUCUUUUCAAUUGAUGUUCUUUAGACACAGCACAGUAUUGAAAUAGGCUCUAUGGCAUCUGUGUGACAGUGACAGCAAAUUGUUCUCUGAACCAUGGCUUGUGCAUUUCAUGCAUGCAGCUUUCAUGAUGCUUGCAACUUACUGCAUGCAUUGUAAUGGGCCGUAUAUGCACAAUGUUUUCAUGUUCACUCACUGAUGCCACAAUGCAUUUGAAUAAUAUUGAAAACAAGUCCAUGUGAUGUAAUGGAGUUCUACGUGGUGACACUAACGAGUGUUGACAUGCAAAGUACUUCAAGGAAGAAAGCAUAAUCGAAACAUCAGGAGACUUGUAGGAUAGAUACUUGUAGAAGACUCCUGGCAAAGGCACAGCAUCUUUUUUUUUUUAUGUCUGUUGUGUUCAGUGGUGGUCACGUGCCACUACAUAUGCUGUGAUGUUGUUGGUCCUGUUGGAUGCCCUAGUAGGUACUCUUUCUUUGUCCUUGUGGUAUGGUUUAAGCCACGGUUUACAAGUCUUUGAUUACUGUUGUUGUGAAUGCUGUGAGAGUGAGGUGACAGAAAGACAAAAUCAUCGUUUUUCUUGUGGUUUGUUUGGCAACAUCUUUGAAUGAAACCGCACGAAAAACGGUCCAGUGCACUCUUCUUAAGACAUAUUUUGCUAAUUCUCUGGCCAGAUGGACUGCAAAGGUGCCACUUUCUCUGUCUUUAUUUGUUUGUACCCCAUAAAUUGAACAUUCUUUUGUUGACAACGACUUCUCAUAGAACGGAACAAAUUUUAAAAGCUUUGUUCAUGUUUGUCUUGAAGGAACACUGAACACAAGCAGCAAGUUCAGCUAGUGGGAUGAACUCGCUUUUGCCAGCCACUCAAGGUUCAUAAGGAUGAAGAGCUGUCCUGGCAAUGUCUAACGAAAAAUUUUAGGUUGGCAGUAAAUAAGCGGGAAAUAGUUCCACAUUUUCACAGUGGUGGUGCCACUUGUCUGUGACGUUACGUCAUUUCCCACCUCACCAAAGGCGUGUUGUCGUCAAUGAUUUUGCAAUUGUUUUGUUAUUUUAGAAUGGUAAUUUAUGAGCCAAGCUGAACUUCAUUUUUGCCUUUAGUUUACCUAGGAGUACUGUAUGUUGCAAAGGUGUGGCAUGUGGCUUCAUUUUUUAUGUUUUAUCACUAAUUAUUUUCUUUUCUUUAUGGCAUAUGAGGGAUGGAACUCAUUUAUGAAACAUGAUUUUGUAUUAUUGAAUGUGGAAUGUGCUGCUGUCACUGAACAUGUUGAAGAGGUGAACAAAUUUAUCACACCAUGCUGUGGAAUACAUGUCACUGGAUAUUAUAGGCUGCAAGGUUGCAAAGGGUAGUUAGCUGAUUGACUUCAUGAGGUAUUAGAUACAAGUGGCCAUGCUGUCAACUGUGGCACAUGCCGUACUGACCAUAAAUGGCUGCAGUAGGUAAAUAUUACUUGAUUCCACAACCUUCUAGGUUGUCCCAAUCAGACAUGUAUGAAAGUAAGGGUAAUUGUCACUAAUGUGACAACGGCUGUAAAACACUAUAUCAGUGAUGAUGAUGAUGAUGAUGAUGAUGAUGAUGGGUGGGCGGGCAUUUGGGCAUGCUGCUUUGGAAUCUCAGUGCCUCAAAGGGUGUUUGUCGUAGCUUUUAACAAAGAGGCAAUUUUGAAAAGGUAGGCCCUUAUGUACCAAGUAUAACCGAAACAAACUGUAAAACCUUCAGUAAUAAGCUGUCAGCAGAAGUCUAUAGUUUAAAACACCUGUACAUGAGGUUUUUAUGUUAUAUACCAAGAUUAUCUGCAUUCGUACUUGCGUCUUAUCUUUUAUUUUCACAUGUUUAGGUGUAUUCUUGGCCAUAGGUUAAUUUGUAGCUGUCUUUUUAUCGGAUUCAGGGUAACAUUACUUAUUAAUAAAGAUUUACGCAGUCUCCAUCAGAUGCUGAGAAAAUUUGUGACGCCAUGAGUGAUAGGUAGAAAAAAUUUUCACAAUCACGUUAAUACUUCUGUCUUGUCUCGAUAUCCAUCCUGGCAUGCCAAAGCUCCACUCAUGCUAGGACUGACCUAAGAUUGAUUUCAGAAAUGUGCACUUAGAUAUAUUUCAUUGUUUUAGACAGAAUACAGUACUUGUGAAAGCCUGAAAUAUCUGUGACACAGUUAUCAAUAGCCCUUUUUUCAUAUUGAAAGUUGAUACAGUUGAGUUGUACCAUCACAUCAAAAUUUUAUUGUGCACUAGCAAAUCUAGCAAUUCUUGGAAGCCGGCAUAAUAAAUACAUAGUAAAGCAUUUAAUUAUAAUACUUAGUGCACUGUGUACAAUAUUUGUGCAUUAUAAGUUUUGGUCAAGCUUAAAGGGUCAGCACAUGGUAACCUAUAGUUUAUUCAGGUAAAAUUAUUUAAAUUACAGGCAGGCAUAGAAACGGUUUCAUUUAUAUAUCCUCUUUUAAGAUAUACAUAUAGCUUCCAUAUAUAGCUUCCAAUUUUUUCUCAGAAGUGAUCUGUGACUGCAAACAGAUUCUCUAUUUUAGUAAGUGCUUGUGGCUCAUGCUGAGGGGCUACAAGUAUCUGCUGCAAAGCACUGGUUUUGACUUCUGGCGGUUGCAGCCAUGUUCCUAUGAAGCAGUGCACAAGAAUGAGCGUGUACCACAGUUUCAGUGCAUUUUGGAAAACUCAAAAUAGCCCAAAUUAAUCUAGAGCCCACCAUUGUGUGGCCUUCGUAAUCUCUCUUGCUUUGGUUGUUACGCCCAACUGCAACGAAAUAUUGGACUGCGUAAAAAGCCUGUUGAAGAUAGUGUAUAUAGAGGUGCCUCUGUGCAAGGUUUUGUGCUGGGAAUAGGAGUUGAAGCAUCACAAAAGGCUUGCAAGAAUAACUGUUUUUGAUACUAAAACUGAAAAAUAAAAGAAAGCUACCAUUACUGCUUGCUGGAAGUGACGCUUGACCUAGCAUGUGCGACUUCUUCCAUGGCGUCCAUGAUUAGGCAAUGCCUGUGGCUCCCCAUUUCACGCUGAAAAAUCUUGUAGGUGAUGUUUUCAGAUUUACAUCGUAGCCACUAACCACCAGGUGCAUGCGCUUAGGCACCGUUUAGAGGCUGCUAAUAAGAAAAUUAUACAAUCGCCAGUUCUGUAGAUUUGCCAAGAUUGCUUCAGUGGUAUAUAUACUACAUGUUAAAACCAAAUAAGCCCAAGUGAAAUUUCGUUGCAGUUGGCCAUUAAUCAAACAGUCAUUAUCUAUGAUUUGGAUAAUUAGCAGUGAAGCAGUAAUGUGCAGGCACCACGCAUAAGUUUGUCAAGUGACAGUGUGCCUUGAUAAAGCUGUGCUAGGUUUCCUUGUUUUGGGUUUCUUGUUUGGUUGUAAGCAUGAGACUGGGUUUAUAGGUGAGGCUUUUCAACUGAAACACUUUUGCUUUGUGGUGUCGAGGUGCAUACUUAUCAGUGUUGUCAAUUUUUGAAUCACACGUUCAUUCUUAGGGGGCGGGGGUGUUAUGUUGAAGCUUCUAACCAACAUUGUGAGUACUAAUUUCGCUGAUCUGUAUUUAGAUCGAAACAGUAAGUUGGGCAAGUUUGUAGAUUAACAUUGUCGAUAUCAAAAGGAUCAAACUGUAUUGUGGGUAUCAGAGUCCUUGAUGUAGGACAUAAGUUGUGGUCCUUUUGCAUGUUUCUGUUGGAUAAGCUCUAGUUGAGGUUAUAACUUCUUUAAUAUUAUUGUGUAGUGCACUGUUGAAUUGAGUCAUACCACUUUGAUAUGCCAGUGUUGCUAGCUCACAUUGAAGUGGGGACUUCCCAAAGAUUUUAAGCUCAGACGUGAUUCUUGUAUUAAAGCUUAGGGCGGCGUUCUUGCAGUAUAUUUUCCAUAUUUAGGGGCUUAGUAUUUUUUGCUUCGUGGAUGAUCUCUUGUUGAUCAUAUUGUAUUGUCAACUGUGCACUGUGGGUUCAGCCCACUUGGCCAAUUCUUUAAGAUACUUGCGGUGGCAUAUGCCUUUGUGGGUCUUGUGUGAUUAUGAUGUGUGAGUAAUAUGAAUCACGAAUGCUUUAAAUUUUUAUGGGACUGCAUCUAGGUCGCACUUCGCUUCCCAUUGCUGUGAAGUGUUUUCCUUCGAUACCACCUUCGUUUUCUGUACUUUGAAUACGAGGUGCAGUAAAAAAAAAUUAGUUCUCGUCAGUGUUGCUUGGCAAACAGUAGCAGUGUCCUGUUAAUUUUGUGUUUCUUUUCUGGUUUUGUUCAUGAACACAAAAUCGGGCCUUAGCAGUUCCUUGGGAUAAGUGUUCUUCUUAACUGAUAUGAGUUCCUUGGAAACUGUUUCACAUUUUUAUUUUCUUUGCUUAAUAUGUUGAUUUCGGAGAAGCCGGUCCUUUGGUUCUUUGGCUCUGCAACUUUGAUUUUGGAAAACUAACAGAAGCUUAACAAUACUUCCGGUGCAGCAUUUUUUGCUCAUUUUAGUGCAAAACUAUUUCAGUGGCAGACCAGGAGCACUGUCAGAUGUUUUAAUGGCAUGUCAAGAGUAGCCACUGAGCUGAGGUCGCUAAGGAGAGGAACCGAGAAUACUCUACCAAAAUUUGCAGGGUGAACUGAAACUUUGCAAGGUAAACAUUUGGGCUAGUUGGAGGGAGAUCCCAAGAGUACUCACAGCCUAGAAUGAAAUGUAUCUGUAAGUGAGAAACAACACAGCACUGAAACUUCUUGAUCUUAAGUAAUUUGGGAACUGGUUUAGUACUACUGUAUGAACUCCCUUGCCUUUUUGUUUUGGUAGGGGAUUCAUUGUUCCAGUUGCAGAUUUGAAGACGUUGGUCAAUGCUGGGAAAUGGUGAUCAGCUCCAGAGUUGGUCAGUUGCUCUCAGUCUGCCAUUGGAAUUUGACAUUGGGUGCUCUGGAACUCACAAUGCUCUUAGCAUGCACUGCGACUGCAAGAGAGGCAGAAAUGGAGUGAUUCUUUUUGUUAUUUGGCAAUGAUGUUGCGAGUGCAAGCCAAGAAGUGAACCAAUUAUUGCUCUAUAACUUUGUGUCUUACACGCUCAAGAUGUUUUCACUACAAAUGUGAACAACAUUAUGUGUUCCAUUUAUAUUCUUCGUUUUAUCAAGUGUCGUGAUGAUUUUUUUGGUUAAUCUAUUUAUAAGUAUCCUUAGGAAUGGUGUCUUUUUCUCCAGUUUUCCUUGUAGUAUUUUUUUUUUGCUGAGUAUAUAUAUAUAGAUAUAUAUAAAUUAUUUAGCAAUUAUUUAGCAAGCUGGCAGAAAAGAAGUCAUACCUUGACGUAGUUGUAUUUUGUGACUGAGGGACUUCUUUAAAUUCUGUUUAAAUACUUUAUUUCUGUUAAGUGGUUAUUUGCGCAUGUAUACUAUGUGAUGCACAAUUAAUUUCUGAUGUGUAUUUACAAGUAUUAACUGUGGCGUGUGUCAUCAGAGUGCCAGAGGUAUGCAUUUAAGAGCGUAAUAAUUUAUAUUCCGGUUCCGCCACAUAAUGCAUAGAUGUUAUUUGCUGCACAGUGUGAGUUUUAUUUGACAUUUCUCAUGCCGGUCAAUGCAUUCCAAUAAAACAAGUUUUUUUGUAUGCCGA
Dermacentor albipictus is the source of this 8373-nucleotide messenger RNA. RefSeq names its product N-chimaerin-like. The record is from RefSeq and is a predicted model, not a curated record. Gene Ontology annotation, biological process: signal transduction; regulation of GTPase activity. Gene Ontology annotation, molecular function: GTPase activator activity. NCBI's taxonomy places the organism in Eukaryota, Metazoa, Arthropoda, Arachnida, Ixodida, Ixodidae.